UUCACCAAGAUCUGUUCCAUUCCUUUGAAGCUAUGAAGACUGCAGCUCCAGGAAUGUCAGUGAAAGCCUUCACAGCAAUGUUGGACCAGAGAACAAAGCAAUUUGGAAGAACUGGCAAAGUGAAUGCAGAUGCUUUUCAGAGGAGCUUUCUGCAAUAUGUGUACUACAACACUGAAGUGAACCAACUUCUGGGAAAGGAGCCAUUUGUCUGUCCAGCCUGUAGCCCUGAAAUGGUGGCAGUUUCAGUGGAUGGCAACAGAAAACUCUACAAGUUCCAGAAAACAAACCAGAAUGAAGACCCAGGAUUCUUUGAUGGAGUGUUUUUAGCCCAAGACUCUGAG
This is a messenger RNA of Labeo rohita (rohu), 341 nucleotides long. RefSeq lists its product as uncharacterized. The annotation marks the transcript as partial. Lineage: Eukaryota; Metazoa; Chordata; Actinopteri; Cypriniformes; Cyprinidae. The transcript is spliced from 3 exons. The record is from RefSeq and is a predicted model, not a curated record.